AUGCAUAGCGAACACCAAGCAAAUAUCGAUACACAGAGCCUCGAAGAGAGAAAUGAGAGGGAAAUCCUCGAGCAUCCCAAUGAAAUUAGCCAGGAAGCGCAGGUUGGAGUGCAAAAAGCUGAAGCUACGGCUUUGGUUUGGUCCAGACCUGCCUUGUAUGCCACAUACGCCUGGAUAUGGUUAUGCUUUUUCGUCCUGUCUAUGCAAUCGUCCAUUAGCAACAAUAUGAUCUACUACGCCUACGCGAACUUCGCCUCGGCUCCUCAAAUAUCACAGGCUUUCAUUAUCUCGACCAUCGUUGGCGGGGUUCUUCAACUUCCCAUUGCAAAGACUCUUAAUCUAUGGGGCCGUGCGGAGGGCUUCCUGACAUUCCUGGUGGUUUUCCUCCUGGGUCUUAUCGUGAUCGCCUCGUGCAAUGGUCCCAACGGUUUUGCAGCUGGAUACACCCUAUAUUGGAUUGGCUAUACUGCUAUGAACUUUAUCCUGAGUGUCUUUGUUGCCGAUGUAUCUGGGCUCCGAAAUCGAGCUUUCGUCUACGCGUUUAUCGGAACACCCACAAUCUGUACAGCCUUUGCCGGUCCGCUGGCUGCCCAGGCAUUCAUAGACCAUUCGAGCUGGCGUUGGUCUUACGGCUGCUUUGCUAUCAUCACGGUUGUCAUAUUCGUUCCUCUUGCGCUUGUCUUCAAGUUUUUUCAGCGUAAAGCCGAGAAAUUGAAUCUCUUUGUUCGGACUCCAAGCGGCCGGACCACUCUCCAGUCCUUUGUUCAUUAUUUUUACGAGUUUGAUACUAUUGGCGCUUUCAUUCUGAUGGCCGCCUUCAUUUUGUUUCUUUUGCCAUUCAGUCUCGAGACUUACGGCUUCAGUGGAUACUCCUCAGCAACUUUCAUUGCUAUGGUUGUCAUCGGGAUCCUAUUAUUCCCAGUAUUUGCUGUUUGGGAGCGGUUCUUUGCUAGAACUGCUUUUAUCAAAUGGGAGCUAUUUAAGAAGCGAACAGUUCUCGGAGCUUGCAUCCUGUCAGCCGUGAUUUUCUUUAAUUACUACACCUGGGAUCAGUACUUUUAUUACUAUGUACAAGUUGUCUACAACCUUGACACCUCCAAGACAGGAUACAUGACUCAGAUAUAUGGCGUUGGAUCGACCAUUUGGGCUGUCCUAGUUGGUGUCUGGAUCCGUCAGACCAAAUACUUCAAGAAUAUCUGUCUUUUCUUUGGUGCGCCAUUGAUGCUACUUGGAGCAGGUCUUAUGAUUCACUUCCGAGGCUCCCAAAGCCACAUCGGUUACCUCAUUAUGUGUCAAAUAUUCAUUGCCUUUGGAGGCGGUACUCUUGUCAUCGGUGAUGAGAUGGCUGCCAUGGCCGCUGCAGAUCGCGACGGUGUCCCAUUGAUGAUUUCCAUGAUCAGUCUGUCCUCGAGUUUUGGCGGAGCUAUUGGUUACGCUGUUGCAGCCGCCAUUUAUUCUAACACUUUCCCCAAGGCUCUGCUCAGUGCCCUCCCUGAUUCUGCCAAAGCCGAUUACGAGGCCAUCUUCGCCGGUGGUUCAGCAGCUCAACUCAUGUAUCCCCCUGGCACUGACAUAAGGAACGCAAUCAACUACGCGUGGGCAUACAGUCAGAAAUACGAGUGUAUCACGGCUGCUGUUCUCGUUGUACUCGCUUUCCCAGCAAUCGCUAUGUGGAAAAAUUACAAUGUCGACAAAAAGCAGGUGAAGGGUACCAUAAUUUAA
Talaromyces proteolyticus is the source of this 1722-nucleotide messenger RNA. Its product is annotated as siderophore iron transporter. Gene Ontology annotation, molecular function: transmembrane transporter activity. Gene Ontology annotation, biological process: transmembrane transport. Bases 1 to 1722 code for a protein of 573 amino acids. The transcript is spliced from 2 exons. The record is from RefSeq and is a predicted model, not a curated record. NCBI's taxonomy places the organism in Eukaryota, Fungi, Ascomycota, Eurotiomycetes, Eurotiales, Trichocomaceae.